Molecule: messenger RNA, 3069 nt
Organism: Chiloscyllium plagiosum (whitespotted bambooshark)
Lineage: Eukaryota; Metazoa; Chordata; Chondrichthyes; Orectolobiformes; Hemiscylliidae
Source: RefSeq, a predicted model, not a curated record
AGCGUAGUUGCCCUUUCCCCUUUGACAGCGGAAGUUUAACGACAGAGGCGCCGCAUGGAAACAGCGUUGUGUUGCUUAGUUCCUUUACACCAUGUCUUCGAAAAAGAAAAUUAAGUCCAAAGUGACCAGGGGUGAGGAGGAUGAGGGAGUGUCGCCGAGAGUACAGCCGGCUUGUUGCUCACCUGCAGCCCCAUCUCCUGGGACUCUCCGAACAGCAGAAGCAGAGGGUAGGUUGGGCACACACCCCCAGGCUUGUCUGUCACUGACCGUCACAGACAGUCUGGAGAAAGCAAAUGAGAAGGUUCCCAAAGCUUGCCGAAGGUGUCUUGCUCAAAUGAGUCUCAACAGCUUAAAAUUGGCAAAUCUCUACAUUGGUCGACCAAUCCUUCUUACCAGCACUGCUGGCAAACAGGAGGUUUGCACAGCAUGGCCUAUCCCAAGUUUCCCUGGGAGUAAGAUUGGAUUAAGUGAAGUUACCCAGAAGAAUUUAAAGGUCAAGGUGAAUGAUACAGUUACUGUUGAACCACUGUUUGGUCCAGUAUUACAGGCAGAAGAAAUAUAUAUUACUUUAAGAGAUCAAAAUGAUUUCUUCAAUAUAGAAGAAUUAUCAGACUACUUGUUGAGGAGUAUGGAUGGGAAGAUAGUAUUACCUGGCAACUUCCUGAACCUUGUACUUUAUGGUCGCACGUUUCACUUGAUACUGAAGAAGAUAAAAGGAGUGGAUGGUGCAGUGUUGGAGAUGCCGUCGACUGUCUCACUCGGUGAUUCACAACUGAAUGUAGAAUCUUUACUUGAUGAAUCAGUAGAUGAGAAAACCGCAAUGGAUUUGUCCAGAGAUUUCAGUGAUUUGACCAUAGAUGAUAUCUCUGUCCAGAAAAACAAUGCUACUCCUGAUUCUCUUACUCCUCCAAUGGGUUCUCAAAAUAUAUCCAUUGUAACCUACAACAGGAUGGUGGACAAUGAGAAAAUGCCAGAAUUGCACAAUGAUUCACUGUGCUCUUUAGCAAGUAACAAUGAAAAUAUUGAAAAAUCUGAAUCUGUUCAGGAAAGUGAAAACCAGUGUGACCCCCCAGUAGAGAAGUUAAUCUUGAUGUCUGACAACUGCCUGAGAAGUAGCAGAGAUACAUUUUAUCAAAUUUCUUUGCUCACUCAAGUCAAGUUCAUGCAGGAACAAAACAAUGACGAGGAGAGGAUGCAAGAAUCCAAUUCCAGAGUCACUUAUGAUAUGAUUGGAGGACUGGACAAUCAGCUGAAGACUAUUCGAGAAAUUAUCGAAUUACCUUUGAAACAACCACAGCUGUUCAAAUCCUAUGGAAUUGCACCCCCUCGAGGAAUUUUGCUGUUUGGACCUCCUGGUACUGGGAAAACUUUGAUUGCCAGAGCUAUAGCUAAUGAAGUUGGAGCUCAUGUUUCCGUCAUCAAUGGACCUGAAAUUAUGAGCAAGUACUUUGGAGAAAGUGAAGCAAGAUUGAGACGCAUCUUUGCAGAAGCAACUCAAUGUCAGCCCUCCAUAAUAUUCAUUGAUGAGCUUGAUGCUAUGUGCCCAAAGCGGGAAGGAGCUCACCAUGAAGUUGAGAAACGAGUGGUAGCAUCAUUGCUCACACUAAUGGAUGGAAUUGGCUCGGAGGGAAGUGAAGGACAGCUUCUUGUUCUUGGUGCAACAAAUCGUCCUCACGCCUUGGAUCCAGCACUUCGGAGACCUGGACGAUUUGACAAGGAAAUAGAGAUCGGUAUUCCUAAUGCUGAAGAUCGUGCAGAUAUCUUAAGAAAGUUCCUGAAGAAUGUUCCCACUUUGUUGACUGAGGUUGAACUGACACAGCUUGCAGAUGGGGCUCACGGGUAUGUUGGAGCAGAUCUGGCAGCAGUUUGUAAAGAAGCAGGUCUGCAUGCAUUGCGUCGGGCACUUGGAGAAUGCGCCAACCCCUCAGACAGUGAGGUAGCUGAAUCGGUGAAGAUAACCUUUAAUGACUUCCUGCAAGCGAUGAAUGAUGUCAGACCUAGUGCUAUGAGGGAGGUGACAAUUGAUGUGCCGAAAGGACCAGAACUAAUGAGUAAAUACGUAGGAGAGUCUGAGCGUGCUGUGAGAGAGAUCUUUAGGAAGGCCAGAGCUGUAGCACCUUCUGUCCUCUUUUUUGAUGAAAUAGAUGCUUUGGCUGUUGAGAGGGGCAGUUCUGCUGGUACUGGGAAUGUGGCUGAUCGAGUCCUUGCACAAUUGCUGACUGAAAUGGAUGGAAUUGAACAGCUCCAUAAUGUGACAAUCUUGGCAGCCACCAACAGGCCAGAUAUGAUAGACAAGGCUUUGAUGCGUCCAGGAAGAAUUGACCGCAUUAUAUACGUGCCACUGCCCGAUGCAGCCACUCGAACAGAGAUCUUCAGACUGCAGUUUCGUACCAUGCCAAUCAAUGAUGAUAUCAGCUUGGAUUACCUGGUAGCUAAGUCACAGAAAUAUUCUGGAGCUGAGAUCAUUGCUGUUUGCAGAGAAGCAGCCCUCUUGGCUUUGCAAGAAGAUCUUGAGGCCAAGAUAAUUAUGAAAAGACAUUUUGAACAGUCAUUUGAAAUUGUCACUCCAAGGAUACCUCAGAAGCUUAUUGACUUCUAUACUAAUUACCAGCUGCAAAGUGGACUUCAUAUGCUAUAAGAAUGAAAUGAAAUUCAUUUAUUGAAGACAUCAAAUUCAUUAUGAAAAAAAUUAAGUCAUAAAUUUGGAUCCUCCAUGUGUUAAUUUCAACAAAUAAAGAUUGAUAUUUCAAAUCAACUAUAUUUAAUUGGUAUUUUGUUAUAACUAACUAACUUUGCCACACAUUAUUCCUGUAGAGGAAAAUUUUUCCAGGUUUUUAAAAGGCCCUUUUAGCAGUAUGUGAAUAGGAACAGUGGACAUUACCUUCCCUGUUCACAACUGUCCCACUUUGAAAAGUAUCCUAGUCUUGACAGUCCACAUGUACCACUUCAUCUCUCAGGAGUUUGAUACAGCAACAUAGCAUGUCAAUUAAACAACCCCAUGCUUCCUAUUUGCAAUAUGUACUGGUUUUUCUGUCCCCAUUGUGGUUGUAUAGAGAAGUCAUUUAAUAG